CUGCACUGUGUGAGUCAGUGCUGUGGUGAGCAAAGCGGCAACAGAAGCAGCUGCAGCAGCGUGAGACACGUUUCUCGCUCACGAGCGUCAACAACACAGAAGAGCAGGAUGGGAAAGCUAAGCGGCUAAGCGAGAGGAGGAAGUGAGACAGCCAUACAGAAAGCGAGAAGGCAGGGAGAAAAUCAACAAGACAGAUCAACCUUGUAUUUUUUGUGACGGCUUGUGAGUGUGGAACAUCACAGAAUUGCAGAUUGGAUUGACAGCUAGAACAAUCUAAACUGAUCCAGAGGAAGGGGAAGUUUACCGUUAUAUACCAGAGGUGGCAUCAGGGUUAGGACUCGUCGUGUUGCAGGGAUGUCCUGGUUGUCUCCGGUCCAGUGGGCCAAAUGGACUUGGUCAGCAGUGACGGGAGCUACAGGAGAAGAUGGGCAGCCCAAAGCGAAGGAUGACGGAGAGGACAAUUCGGACUCUGAGGGGACCUUCGAGACUCCAGAGGCCGAGUCUCCAGGUGUUGUGAAGCUGCUGGGACAACUGGACAACUCCAAUCACACAGGUCUUCCUGAUGGUACAAGCAACUUUCUGGACCAGAACUCCAACCAAGAUGUCAGUACACCCCCAUCACAAGGGGUUGAUUCCCUAAACAACCUCACUGGCUCCUCGCCCAACAACAGCGCCCUCAGUUUCGACCAGAACCUUAAUUUGACCCCAUGCACAAAAUCUGGUGCUGGAGAGGGCCUCCCCCCAUCCAGCCCUCAGCCUCAAGCUCUCCGGCCUCCAUCACUGUCCGUCGUCUCCCCGCUGAACAAACCUGAUCCUACCGAGGUGGACGACGAGGCUCCAAUGACAUCUGACUCCAGCCCGGACUCAAACUUGACCCUCAGUAAUGACAUUUGUGGCGAUGCUGAUUUGCUCAAUGGCAACAUGAACUCUGACGCUGUGCUGUCAAAGACAAAGCUGACCUGUGACACCAACACAAUUAUCACGAACUCCUGCAAAGUAAAGCAGAACCAGCAGGUGCAGAAGGACUUUAGCGGACAGGAUGACCAUCACGGAGGCCACGCCACAGAUGAGGAGAAGCUGGCAAGCAGUGCCGGGGUCAAACCAGAAAAGGACCAGAACAUGCAAGACUGCCAUGUGACAUCCAAACCCGAGGAGUCAGACUGCUGCUCUGCGUUCGAAGACACGUGCAAACUGAAGAACAAAACGGGGGGAAGUGAGAUGCAGAAAACGGGAAGUCAGGUCCUGGAUUCCAUCUGCAUCAGUGAGGCAGAAAAACAGGCAGUUCUCACCCUCAUCAGGGAGGAGAUCAUCACUAAAGAAGUCGAAGUUAGUGACUGGAAGAAAAAGUAUGAGGACUGCAGGCAGGAAGUGGAAGAGAUGAGGAAGAUUGUUGCAGAAUACGAGAAGACUAUUGCUCAGAUGAUUGAGGAUGAGCAGCGCAACAACCUGAGCUCCCAGAAGGCUUUGCGCACAGUGACGAUGGAGAAGGAAGCCGCUCUGGCAGACCUGAACUCCGUUGAACGCUCUCUCUCGGACGUGUUUCGGCGUUAUGAAACUAUGAAGAGCACUCUUGAAGGCUUUAAAAAAAAUGAAGAAGUGCUGAAGAAGUGUGCUCAGGAGUAUCUGGCCAGAGUCAAACAGGAGGAACAGCGAUAUCAGACACUGAAAAUCCAUGCUGAGGAGAAACUAGACAAGGCCAAUGAGGAGAUCGCUCAGGUACGCACAAAGGCGAGCUCAGAGAACAUGGCGCUGACCGCCAGCCUGAGAAAGGAGCAGAUGAAGAACGACUCUCUGGAACAAGCUCUGCAGCAGAAGAAUCAAGAGAUCGAGGAACUCACAAAGAUCUGUGAUGAGCUGAUUGCCAAAAUGGGAAAAAUAGACUGAGAGUUGCUUCAUGGGAAUCAGCCACUACAGUCCCUCCGGCUCUGCCCCCAGCCCUACAGUGAUGCCCUGUGCAUGCCCCCAGCCAAGAAGCAGCUCGUCCCCUGUGCCUGCCCUGCAUCUCAGAGCCUGCUCAUGUACAGAUGUCUGAAGUAACUUCUUGUGUACUACAAUUGCACUACGUGUGACCAGAACCAAGGCGGUUCUAUACAUGUUAACUAUAUGUGAUCACUUUGUUUUGUUUGUGGCCAUUAUGCGGCCAUCUGGAGCCCUUGAGCUUUUGUCCAUCAUGCCAAUGAACAACAACCCGCUUGUGACUCAACUUAAAUUCCCAGCGGCUUAACAGCUAAAUUCCCAGCAACUCCUCCUGUGGGAUGACAUCAGAUUUAAUGCAGGCCGGGAUUUGUUUUGAAGUUGCCAUUGGGCUUUUGCUUUGAUGGGCUUUUGACCAGAAUUAUUUUAUAUUAAAGCAAGAAUCCUUAAAACGUAUUUUUCUAUAAAGCAAACAGGAAUUUUAUUUUGGAAGAGCAAAGCUCAGGGGUAUUGUUUGGGCCAGAAUGAGGUCAAGUCAAACUGCACAAGAACUGGAGGAAAGGAUUUAGGAUUGAGGAAAUACGAGUUCCCAGAGGCCUUGGUUUGUUCAGGAGUGACACUGAAACCAAGCUGCAAAUGAUUUAUAGCUUUUACUUUAUCUGGUUUACAGCACUGCGAUACAUUUGGGGUUUCUGGAGAGUGCAAAGUGCUGCACAAUGUUUAUCAGUCACAGAGACGUGUAAUAACCUGACAAUCAUAGACUUUCCUGUGAUUAUAUACAUUUUGUGACAUUGUAUUGUCCAGUGCAUGGAAUCAGCACAGAGAGAACUUUAUAAAUUUAAAAAGCAAACUCAGCUCCACUGCUGUAUGUUUAAGGUCCCAUAUUGUGUCCCUUUUCAACAAAUUUAUCAAAUUCUCACGUUCCCACACUUCUUGUCUUCUGUCUUUCAGUUUUUCAGCUCAAAAUAUUGCAAAGAUGGCAGAAUUAAACAUUUUAUCUUAACAGCUUUUAUUUUAAACCAAGUUUAUUACAUGUACAAAACAGAAUAACAGUAGUUUUUCACCAUAUUGGACCUUUAACUCUGCUGUGUUAAGAAUCCUGAACAACUGGACAAAAAUAUAAACAUAGUGACUAUAUUGUGGGUGAGGAUAUUUACAAAUAUUAAAUGAUUAGCAAGUGCUGCUAUAUGUCAACAGUUUGUUUUUUGUUUGUUUUUUUAAAACCAUCAGUUUCCACUAAUCAUAUUUACCUCUUGGAGACUGAGAGCUUUUUGUUCCGUUGCUUAUGUGUGAUGAAGAUGUGAGUCCUCAUGCCUGUAUUUACAGCAGUGCACAAGUUAUUCAACAAAUACAUCUGUUUCUUUGCAUGUUUAUUUUCACAACUUUGCAUUUCUCAAAAUGCUGAUAGUUUUUUCUACACACCAGUAAACACUAGUUGUGUUCGAGACAGUGCUGUCAUGUUUUAGGUGGCUUUGACUUAGUAAAUGCUUAUCAGUGGGAACAUUUCAGAACAUGCUGCCAGUAUGGUUGUUGAUGAUUAUUAGUUCCUAUGUUUUUUAAAAAAUCUCCUUUUUAAUUCUUGCCUUUUUCUAUAGAAGAAAAUUCCUUUCCACUAAAAUAAGGCUGAACAUGUCUGAAACAAAAAUGAAGGUUUCACAGAAACAACUAUUUGCCUAAAUAUAGCAAAGUUUAAAAACUGCAAAUGUAUGUUGUUGUUUUUUUAAAUUGGCAAGUUUUUGCUUAAGUAAAUAAAAAUACAAGUAUUUAGUUCUAAUGUUUGGUUCUUUGACGUUGUCAGUACUCAGUUCUGUGGAGUCAGUCACUAUUGUAAAAGUUCAAAUGUGUGAAAAACAGCCUCCACUAUGGGCACAAACCCACUGAUGUGCCACAGUUAAUAUUUGCGCCAUUCUAAUGUCGUGCUCACUCUUGUUACUCGGCUUUGUUUUAUAAGAUACUGCUUUGUAACUUUAGCCACUUUCUUUAAUUAUUUGUGUCAGUUUGUGAAUUAGAAAUGGCGAUCUCACACUUGUGUCGAAGCAGCGUGAAUGUGUGUACAUUUGAGUGAAUAAAUAUAAUUUGUUCCGCUA
Stegastes partitus (bicolor damselfish) is the source of this 4001-nucleotide messenger RNA. RefSeq names its product transforming acidic coiled-coil-containing protein 1. Gene Ontology annotation, biological process: mitotic spindle organization; nuclear migration; cerebral cortex development. NCBI's taxonomy places the organism in Eukaryota, Metazoa, Chordata, Actinopteri, Pomacentridae. The coding region runs from base 355 to 1884 and encodes 509 amino acids. The transcript has 13 exons. Gene Ontology annotation, cellular component: cytoplasm. The record is from RefSeq and is a predicted model, not a curated record.